UGUUUCGUCCUGUCCUUGCAGGCCGCCUUUGUGCCCUGCCUAGUCCUGCUGGCCGCGUGCUGCCAGGCCGGCUACGUGGCACCCUAUGCCUACCACGCCGCCGCCGUCCACGUCCCCGUGGCCACCACCGUGGUGCGUCAGCCGGUGGUGGAGCACCACAGCGAGGUGGCCUACGUGCCACCUCACGCCCACGGUUACACCAUCAGCCAGCAGAAGCUCGUCCACCCUAAGACCACCGUCACCAAGCACGAUCCCUUCUUCGGCACCUACCACCAGGCCGAGGUGCACCACGCUCCAGUGGUGACUGGCUCUCACAGUUCCGUGCACCAGAGCCGAGGCGGACACUUCGUACACCGUCCAGUGGGCAGCGUAGUCUACUAGGAAUUUCCUCCCCUA
Molecule: messenger RNA, 396 nt
Organism: Ixodes scapularis (black-legged tick)
Lineage: Eukaryota; Metazoa; Arthropoda; Arachnida; Ixodida; Ixodidae
Exons: 2
Source: RefSeq, a predicted model, not a curated record